GGGUGUGCGCCUGCGCCGAGCUACGGGCUAGGGCGUGUUCCUCGUUCCGGUCCGCUUUUUGCACUGACCGAGUGCACCUCCUGCCACUGAAUUGUGCCCUGCGGAAGCCCGUGCUUCCCUCGCCCAACCUGUUAGGUGCUGCCCUCCGCGAACAUGUCCAAGUCUUUGAAAAAGUUGGUGGAGGAGAGCCGGGAGAAGAACCAGCCGGAAGUGGACAUGAGUGACCGGGGCAUCUCCAACAUGCUGGAUGUCAACGGCUUGUUCUCCUUAUCCCACAUCACACAGCUGGUCCUCAGCCACAACAAGCUAACAAUGGUGCCACCAAACAUAGCAGAGCUGAAGAAUUUGGAAGUGCUCAACUUUUUUAAUAACCAGAUUGAGGAGCUGCCCACACAGAUCAGCAGCCUUCAGAAGCUGAAACACCUGAACUUGGGCAUGAAUAGACUAAACACUUUGCCUCGAGGAUUUGGCUCUCUCCCAGCUCUUGAGGUCCUUGAUUUGACUUACAACAACUUGAGUGAACAUUCUCUUCCCGGAAACUUCUUCUACCUUACCACCCUGCGUGCACUCUAUCUAAGUGACAACGAUUUUGAAAUCCUGCCGCCAGAUAUUGGGAAGCUCACAAAGUUGCAGAUACUCAGCCUUAGGGAUAAUGACCUGAUCUCGCUGCCUAAAGAAAUCGGGGAGCUUACUCAGCUUAAGGAACUCCACAUUCAGGGGAAUCGCCUGACCGUUCUGCCCCCAGAACUAGGAAACUUGGAUUUAACUGGUCAGAAGCAAGUGUUCAAAGCAGAGAACAAUCCCUGGGUGACCCCAAUUGCUGACCAGUUCCAGCUUGGCGUGUCCCAUGUUUUUGAAUAUAUCCGUUCUGAGACGUACAAGUACCUCUACGGCAGACACAUGCAAGCAAACCCAGAACCACCGAAGAAAAAUAAUGACAAAUCGAAAAAGAUCAGCCGGAAACCCCUGACAGCCAAGAACAAAUAAAGGGUUGGCAUGGGCUGAACUUCUGGUUGCUUCUCUCAUUAUGACUUCUAUUCUCUGUUACUGUAUUCCACAAAUAAAUACCGUGUGUGUGUGUGUGUGUGUGUGUGUGUGUGUUGUUGUUGUUUUUCCCUCUUUCUAGCACUCAUCACUUUACUUUUUAAAUGCUUUUGGUAGGUGGUAGAUUUUUUAUAAAUUCUUAAAACCAUUUCCAUUUGUUUGCUUAAAAAUGCCAAAGGCAGGAAACAAAGCUCUAAUUCAACUGCAAAUUCCAUAGUAGGCACAGAGUUCAGUCCCUUGAAUAGACGUUCACAAAGUUGCGUAUUAUCAAAAGAAUAAUUAAAACCAUGUGAUCGCUUAAAUGUCACAGUUAACACCAUUCACUCUUCUGUUUAUUCACACAAGUCAUUAUUUUGCUCUGUUAAAAGCUUUCUGUAACCAUCGAGAUAUUAUGUUAAAUAACAAAUAAUUUUUAAUAAAAUCUUAAAUUUGUAUUACAUGUUGCCUCUUGAAUAAAGCACGGCCUGAUCUUAGGGUGUGCACAUCCUCGUUUAUUUUCUUCCCCCCUAAACGAUCCCAUCUGAACUGUAUUGGCUGUAGAUGGUAAACUCUAGAACAUUCUGGGAAAGAAAUUCAAAAUUACAUCAGAGUUGGUU
Molecule: messenger RNA, 1640 nt
Organism: Enhydra lutris kenyoni (northern sea otter)
Lineage: Eukaryota; Metazoa; Chordata; Mammalia; Carnivora; Mustelidae
Product: Ras suppressor protein 1
Exons: 9
Coding region: 154-987 (277 amino acids)
Molecular function (GO): protein binding
Source: RefSeq, a predicted model, not a curated record